CAAUUAAAUAUUUAAUAUAACUGUAAUUUUCCAUAUAUGUACAUAUAAACCAUAGGAAUGCAAAACUUGUCAAUUUCCUGCUCAUUGGUGUGCCUAAUUAUACUGGGCAGCGCAGCAUUGGUGGGCGCGUUCGGUGUUUGCCAGCGUCAAAUAAGCGCCAUACUAAUCACAGGCGUCAUGUAUCUACUAGCGGCACUCUUUGCGCUCUUCACGCUUAUGAUUAUACAUUUUAAACGGCAACAAGGACGUCCCAUGUUGGAUAGCGACUAUGAUGGCACCGUUGACGGUAUUGUGGCGCGACCGGGCGGCGUAGCAAUUAUGGCUAAACCCUUAUUGGGUGCACGCAUAUUUCUGACAUCAUGGAGUUUGGAUUUGGGUUGGGGCGGUGUUGUCUUGUGCGGCAUAACGUCAGUGUUAUGGAUUUUGCUGUCGAAAAUUAUGCGUUACAAUCCAUUUUCAGCGCUAAUGAUUUAGUCGUUGGAGGUCGUCUAAGGUCGCACAAGGCCGUGCAGGCGUUGGAGGUGCGUAUCAAGUGACAAAGCGAUUAUAAUUGCAAGCUUACGCAUGGAAACGGUCGAGGACUUCGUCGAAAUGUGUACGUGUACAAAUAAAUGUACGGGUGAAAUAUUUUAGUAAAUCCAGCGAAUUACAAAGCGCUGCACUUGGUUAGUUACGCAACGUAAUUAAAGUGUAAAUGUAACUUUAACUGUUGAACAAGCAAACAUAUGACAGGCACAAAAUAAACUGACUAAAAUAGUGCUGCUUUGACAAAUAAUACGAGAAAUAACUCUAAAUAUUAAUGUAAUAUU
Messenger RNA from Bactrocera latifrons, 809 nucleotides. RefSeq lists its product as uncharacterized. The transcript is spliced from 2 exons. Bases 58 to 474 code for a protein of 138 amino acids. NCBI's taxonomy places the organism in Eukaryota, Metazoa, Arthropoda, Insecta, Diptera, Tephritidae. The record is from RefSeq and is a predicted model, not a curated record.